Alnus glutinosa is the source of this 1702-nucleotide messenger RNA. RefSeq names its product phloretin 4'-O-glucosyltransferase-like. Gene Ontology annotation, molecular function: UDP-glycosyltransferase activity. The transcript has a single exon. NCBI's taxonomy places the organism in Eukaryota, Viridiplantae, Streptophyta, Magnoliopsida, Fagales, Betulaceae. Bases 27 to 1427 code for a protein of 466 amino acids. The record is from RefSeq and is a predicted model, not a curated record.
CCUAGCACAUCACACCAAACACGAUCAUGGUGCAUCCUCACGUCCUCCUUGUAACAUUCCCCUCACAAGGCCAAAUCAAUCCAGCCCUCCAAUUCGCCAAGCGUCUCGUUCGCUUGGGCGCGCAUGUCACCUUCACCACAAGCGUCUUCGCCCACCGUCGCAUGACCAAAACCCUUACUCCUCAUGACGACGGAUUGUCGUUCGCCACCUACUCCGAUGGCUACGACAACGGGACUGAACCCGAUAUUGAUUUUGACGACUACAUGUCCGAGCUCAAGCGCCACGGCUCCCAAACUCUCACCGACCUUAUCCUUUCCAGCGCAAAUGAGGGCCGCAGUUUCACGUGCUUAGUAUGCACAACGCUCAUCCCCUGGGCUGCGGACGUGGCGAGUGGACUUGACCUCCCAUCAGCGCUUCUCUGGAUUCAACCUGCCACGGUUUUCGACAUAUACUACUACUACUUCAAAGGAUAUGGUGAUCUCAUCGAGAACAGCAGCCGUGACCCAUCACGCUCGAUACAAUUACCAGGGCUGCCGUUGCUCACUAGUCGUGACCUUCCCUCCUUUUUGGUUGCUUCAAAUACAUAUGCUUUUGCAAUCCCUACAUUGCAAGAGCAACUUAAAGCACUUGAAAAGCAAGGCAAUCCCAGAAUACUAGUGAAUACCUUUGAUUCAUUAGAGCCGGAGGCCUUAACAGUGAUCAAAGAAUAUAAUUUGAUUGCAAUUGGACCGCUAAUUCCAUCUGCUUUUUUGGGUGGAAAAGAUCCAUCCGAUACUUCUUUUGGGGGGGAUCUUUUUCAACGCUCCAAGGAUCACUAUAUAGAAUGGCUCAACUCUAAGCCCACAUCAUCCGUUAUUUACGUGUCAUUCGGGAGCUUAGCGGUAUUAGCCAAGCAACAAUUGGAGGAAAUUGCACGCGGAUUGUUGGAUUGCGGCCGCCCCUUCUUGUGGGUCAUAAGAUCUAAGGAAAACGAAGAAGAGAAGGAAGAAGAGAAACUGAGUUGUAGAGAGGAAUUGAAAGAAAGGGGGAUGAUAGUGCCAUGGUGCUCUCAGGUGGAGGUUUUGUCACACCCCUCAUUGGGAUGUUUUGUAACACAUUGUGGGUGGAAUUCAACUUCUGAGAGUUUGGUUUGUGGAGUGCCUGUGGUGGCGUUCCCCCAGUGGUCGGAUCAAUGCACAAAUGCGAAGCUGAUCGAAGACGUGUGGAAGACGGGUGUGAGGGUGACUGCAAAUGAGGAUGGAAUUGUUGAAGGUGAUGAGAUCAAGAGGUGCUUGGAAUUGGUUAUUGGAGGUGGAGAGAGGGGGGAAGAAAUGAGAAGGAAUGCUAAGAAAUGGAGGGAUUUGGCUAGAGAGGCUUCGAAGGAAGAGGGUUCUUCAUAUAAGAAUCUUAAAGCCUUUGUAUAUGAGAUUGAAGAAGGUCGUUGUUAAACUAAAGAGAGUAUGUUUGUGUUAUGGGGAAUGAUAUUUAUACUUUUUGUGCACAACAAUUACACUUAUACAAGACAUAUUGGGGUAGGGCCCACACACUGAACCCCAACACAAUGUAUCUUGUGUAAGUGUAGCUGUUGUGAGGAUGAUGUGUAAGUAUUAUUUUUCGUGUGUUAUAGUCCUUUCGGUCCGUACGUGAAUGCUAAAAUGUUUGUAAUGGUGAAAAUCGUUGUUAAAUUUAAAUUUCAGUAAUAAAUUUUUUAUUAUUAUUAUUA